Messenger RNA from Lactuca saligna, 360 nucleotides. Lineage: Eukaryota; Viridiplantae; Streptophyta; Magnoliopsida; Asterales; Asteraceae. The record is from the annotation of a GenBank genome assembly.
AUGAACCAAAUUCUUAUUGAUUUGACAAAGAAGAUGGGGAAGGAUUUACUAAGUGGGUCCAAGGUUUAUUUUGUAUUAAAUGUCGAUGCUACCACAAAUUCAGAUAUGGGAAUGGAUAGAAUGUCCCUAAAAGUUGUGAAGCCAACUGGUAUGUAUAAUGAUAAGGUUCUGGUUGAGCAGCAUGGUGAUUCACAUAAGCAGAAUAUGGAAAUGGAUGUCAUAAUGUACAAUGGGAAUUCUAGUUUUGAUUCUUCGUGUAUAUUAACACCUGGUUGGAUAAAGCAAGUUGAUGAAAUAGAAAGAAACGACUCUAAAAAGAGUAUUAAAUUUAAAGAUGAUGGUUCAUCAUUUGAAGUUUGA